GUCCGUCUGAGUCCCUCUGCGAUGUCCGCGAUUAAUGGUCCCAGGACCUUUAUUGCCUACCUUAUUGGAGAUCUGGGAUCUUACACACAAAUCCCGGUUUUGGAUGGAAGGUAUCUCUUCGUACCAAGGGCUGAGAAACCAGACGGUAACUGGCAACAGUUUACAAGGGGCAGUCCAAGGGCGGAUGGCAGAUUGUGGAUGCUCGUAGAUGAGGCUAGAGUCACGUUAACUGGAUCAGCAUGCGACAAGAUUGGACUCUCUUGCCUGGGUUAUGCUCAGCAGCCGAGAACUUGCGACGGGGCUUUGGGGAUGUGCAUCGGUGAACAGCUUAUCGAUUUCAUCAAAGAAGACUUGGCAGCUUUAGGCAAGGGUCGGCUUGCCAUCCAUGGUCUGUUUCGAUAUGGAUCAUACAGGAGCUUGGUACCAGAUGCGCUCCAAAUUGCUGUCAGCCCAACAAAUUCGCUGAUAACCAUCGAGAUUGCUGCUGAUAACGUGUCAUUCCGGAGAAACAAGAGUACUGGAAAAAUUGUCAAGGUUGAGGUGCCGCCUUUUGAGGCAAUGUCCACCGGCGGGACUCUGACGCUUACAGUGGUGAAUGACGGAUCACUGGAGGCGUCCUAUGGCGUGUAUGUGGAAUGUUCGGCAAACAUCAAUCCUUUGGAGGGAAAAAGGGUUUCCAUGAUACCCAAUGUUCCUCAAACUUUUUUAUAUACAUUGAUAACGAGGAGCACAGAUGCAACGAAAAACUCCUGCAUCGUGACACUCCGUGAUUCCGAAGGAGAAAACUGCGAUGUCAAGGAGGCCAAGUUCUCCACCACCGCUACCGUUUUCAAUAACGGCUCGCAAGUGGGUGGAGUUCAAAUAGCAGGGUCAAAAAACGAUACAUUCGCGAAAGGACUAGGUGGUUUGGGUUUCUUUGGAAAGAUUGGAGCGGGAAUCAAAGGAAUUGCCAAGGGCGCGUUCAAUGUCGUGACAUCUCCCUUCAGGAAAAUGUUUGGUCUCUUCAACAAUCUGCUCGGCAAAUGCGACAACUGCCCUGGAGCGUUCGACAUUGGAUGCUUCAUUGCUCACUUUUGUGUCAAGAAGAUCCUCUUCUUUGUAGGAGGCAUUGUGGCUGCAGCACUGGCUUUCUAUGUUCUACUUUUGCUUCAGGGCAUGGGGAUCUUGACACCACUCUGUGGCUGCUGCUGCUUGCCUCUAAAGAUCAUGCUCUCAGUGCGUCCAUCGCUCGGCGGCGGCGGCGAUGGAGGCGAAGAACCGGCGACGCCAAAGGCAGCGAAGGCGGUGCAGCCCGAAGAGAUCGACUACGAAGGCAUUUCAUCGCUCUUUGACGAGGAAGAAGGCCAUGAAGAACAGGAAGAAUACGAGGAAGAAGAGGGAGAUUUCCAGGAGGAAGAAGGAGACGAAGACGAGGAGGACGAGGAGGAAGAAGACUAGCAAAAGUUUCAAAUUUCAAAAUGAUUCUUAGAAUAUUCUUAUAUAAUCCUAGCCAUUGGUUUUUAA
Selaginella moellendorffii is the source of this 1503-nucleotide messenger RNA. RefSeq names its product protein HAPLESS 2-A. The transcript is spliced from 12 exons. The record is from RefSeq and is a predicted model, not a curated record. Bases 22 to 1437 code for a protein of 471 amino acids. NCBI's taxonomy places the organism in Eukaryota, Viridiplantae, Streptophyta, Lycopodiopsida, Selaginellales, Selaginellaceae.